AUGUGUCUCCUGUAUCAUUACUAUUUGAACUCUGCAUUAAUUAGUAUAAUCAAAUGCUCUUUCCUUUUUGUCUAUACCUGUGAGACUGUUCACAGCCCAAUCGAAUAUGGAAAGUGUCACCAUUAUGAGUCAUGUUUUUCACCUUUUACAUCAAGAGUAAGGACUACACCUUAUCAGGCACCUGUAAGAAGACAGAUGAAGGCAAAACCUGCCAGUUCAGCACCUUGUGGUGUUACUAGUGUUACAGCACGGCGAAUCCUGAUGUCAUUAGAGAGAAUGUCCAGUCCAUUGGCUGAUGCUAAAAGAAUACCAUCAGCAUCAUCUCCAGUAUCUCCUGGUCAGGACAGGAGUUUAUUGGAUGACAGAGGAGUGGGACUACACAAGAAAAAGGUAUUAACCCAGUACCCUCCUGUUCAGAAACUUGUGACUCCGAAGGCAGUUUCUGUUACUGCAAAUCGAAGAUUAUAUUUCAAGCCGUCUUUAUCAUCAAGUGUCUCGCUUAAUAAAAGAACAAGAACAGAGAGGAGUGUGGAGAAGCAAGUUAACAGCAUUCCCGAUGAAUCAUCACUGAGUACCAAAAAUGUUUCUUGCCCUGCUUUCAGUACUCCAGCAGCAAAUGGCUUGACUUUGGGCGGAGCUGGUGGAAAGAUAAGAAGGGAAAGAAACGCACACUUGUCUACAAAGCCUUCUCAAGAGGAGCAGCUUCGAGUCCCUGAUCUUCCCAGAGUUGCUCUACCCAUUAGUGCUGCUUCUUUACCAUCAUUUUCCUUUGGUGCAACUCCAUCAUCUGCAUCAUCAGCUCCUACUUUUACAAAACCAGUGUCUGAAAAGGUUCCAGUAACAGACAGAGUCAGUAGCAGCCCUACUUUUACCUUUUCUUCUCCAAUUGUGCUGUCCACAGAAACUGUAUCACCUGUAAAAUCUGCGGACUUUAAGUUUUGUACUCCAGUUGGCAAAAUUGCAAGUUCAUCAGCAGUAACUAGCAAAAGCAGUGGAUUUAAUUUUGGUGUCUCGCGUACCGUUCUGGCAAGUGUAUCUGCAACAAGUAGCAUAAUGACUUCAGUUAAAGACUCUGCUUCACACUUGUCUACUGGAGGGAUAUCUUUCAGUAAAAAGAAAGCUGUUGAAUUUGAGGGUGCUGUUAAACCUGCCAAAGAACUUAAGGAAGGGAGUGUGUUGGACAUUCUGAAAAGUCCUGCCUUUGCUUCACCUAAACUAUCUACUCAGCCCCAGUCAGCAUUGACCUGCACUACUUCUGCUUUUACAAACAACUUUAAACCUGCCACAGUAGCUUGGCAGAGUGCCACCCGUCUUAAAGAAAACAGUGCUGUGGAUAGAAAAUGUGUAAAAAGUCAGGAAUAUAAACCUGAUUUGGCAUUGGCUUCUUGUGGAAUUCAAAAUAUAGAUACCAGCCAUAUGAAGACUGCACCACAAAGCUCAGAGAGUUUAACUGGUUUUGGUGAAAUGUUCAUACCUCCUCCUGGGACUUGGGAAUGUGAUACCUGUUUAAUACUGAAAUGUGACAUCCCAAAGCCUGGAACUGGCGUCAAACCUGCCCUGACUUUACCAGUUGUUAGUGACAGUGGUCAGUCACUGAUAACACCUUCAGAUAGCUCUACCUUGACUACAACUGUAUCUUUAGGAACUGGUUUUGGGGACAAAUUUAAAAAGCCAGAGGGGUACUGGGACUGUUCAACGUGCCUUGUGUCAAAUAAACCAGAAGACAGCAAGUGUGUGGCUUGUCAGACUGCAAAACAAGGAGGUCCUGUGGUUGGUAGUGUUCCAACCUCUGUUCCAAAUAUGUGUGGAGGACUACUGGGAUUUGGUGAUAGGUUCAAGAAACCUGAGGGUAGCUGGAAUUGUGAGACUUGCUUAGUACAAAAUAAAGUGAAACCAGGCACUAAGGGAGAAGCCAAGGGAGGUCCUGUGGUCAGUAGUGUCCCAACCUCUAGCUCGAAUGUGCAUGAAGGACUCCUGGGAUUUGGUGAUAAAUUCAAGAAACCUGAGGGUAGCUGGAAUUGUGAGACUUGCUUAGUACAAAAUAAAGUGGAUGCUACUCAGUGUGUUGCUUGUGGUGGUACCAAACCAGGCAAUAAAGAAGAAGCUAAAGGACCAUCUUCCUCUGUUGGCACACCUUUUAAGUUUGGAGUUCAGCCAUCCUCUGCAGAGAAAAAGAAAAAAGAC
Protopterus annectens (West African lungfish) is the source of this 2184-nucleotide messenger RNA. Its product is annotated as nuclear pore complex protein Nup153-like. The record is from RefSeq and is a predicted model, not a curated record. Lineage: Eukaryota; Metazoa; Chordata; Ceratodontiformes; Protopteridae. Gene Ontology annotation, cellular component: nuclear pore. Gene Ontology annotation, molecular function: structural constituent of nuclear pore. Gene Ontology annotation, biological process: RNA export from nucleus; protein import into nucleus.